Molecule: messenger RNA, 2024 nt
Organism: Sitophilus oryzae (rice weevil)
Lineage: Eukaryota; Metazoa; Arthropoda; Insecta; Coleoptera; Curculionidae
Exons: 8
Coding region: 143-1999 (618 amino acids)
Source: RefSeq, a predicted model, not a curated record
UUUUAAGAUAAUAGUUUAACUGCAUAUUUAUAUAUCAAUUUAAAAUAAGUAUAAAAGAGUUAUAGCUUACUUAUUAAGUCGAGACGUCCACAGGGCACAUCCUGGUCGCAUUUCGCGAGCCAAAACAGAUUUGACAAGAACUAUGACUAAAACACUUUCAAGUUUUACAUUGCCAUGGACAUUAUGGAAGCGUACAGGAUGUUUUCGACAUUUUUCCUUUUCAAAAGGAACAAUUUUAUCUUCAGGUGAUAUAAUUAAAAUGUCAACAAAUAAUGAAGAUGAAAUAUGCAAUAGUCUUAAAGUAGCAACUUCCUCAUCAAAAAUAUUAAACAUAAUUGGUGAAAAUCAUAAAACUAUGAACAGUAAACAUGUUCUUCAAGCUUUAAAAUCAAUAUUUUAUUUAGAAAAAAAUGAAAGGACUAAUUUUUCGUCCAUGAAAUCCCUAUUGAACAACCCCAAUUUUGAGAAACUCUGUCGUAAUUUAAAAUCACAGGCUGGCGUACUAGAUUUAAAUGAUGUAGUUGAAUCCUUAAAAAUUUUAACAUUCAUAAAAGUACCAACUAAUAGUACAAUAUCACAGAUUCUUCUACAGUUGAUCAGGCAUAACGUGAACUCACUUAAUAUUUAUCAGCUACUCUUCUUAGACUUUUUACUGAAAUCUUUCGAACCUACACCUUUAGUUGAAGCCCUGAAUAUAGCAUUACCUUUGGUAUUUGAGAUUCAAAUACCGAUAAAAAUGGAUAAACAAAACCCAGCACAUAUGGCAGCAUGCUUAUUUUAUGCUCUUAGAAGGCGUCUAAAUGACAAAACAAUAAAUUUGAUAGUGAGGAGUUUAGAAGAGUAUGAAGGGGAGUUUGAUAUGCCCACGGCAAAGAGUAUAAUUUUAUCGUUGUGUGCCAUGAGAAGAAAUUAUGAUAUUGAAGCCCUGUACCGAAAAAGUGUUACUGAUCUUAUACUUAAUUUUGAUGGAAUAUCUACUGAAGAUGUAGGUAUGGUGUUACAUAGAAUGGCUCAGAAAUAUUGCAGACUCUACUCAUUUUAUUAUCAAGAAGUUUUUUUUGAUACUUGCGCCAAUUAUUGUGUGGAGAACAAAAUUGAUAUGAAAAUGACAGCUGAUAUAUUAAGACAUAGCUCAAGAGUGCAUCAUUUCAAUAAAAAUCUUCUGGAUUAUGCUUCAUCUUUAGUGCACAAUGACCCUUCCCUGAUAUGCACUCCGAGCCGUUGCUACAGCAUUGUUAUAUCUCUAAUUUUAAGUGACUACAAACCUAUUUAUUGGGAUAGUUUAUCAAACUGGAUUAAGAAUGCAAGGGAUUUAGGUUUAGUUGACAAGAGAGAAAUAAUUUGGAUACGAUUUGCCGCAGCGUUAUGUCUGUUAGAGAUAUACAAAGCGGAUGUAUUAUCUAGAGCUCUAAACAGAUCCUAUUUAGAGGCCAUAUUUAGGAAAGGUUUUAUAUCUGAUUUUGAAAACUACUUUAUAAUUUGGAAAUGUAUAACAAGGGAUAAGCCUGAAUUAAGUGAUCUACUGCCUUCAAAUUUUGAACCAAAGACAUUGGUUGAUAGAAUUAUUAUAACAAAUGAUUUUCCACUUCAGGCCGCUUUAGAGAGAGGUCUGGGUAACAAAAAAUACUUAUUAACAAAUUUGUAUUCAAAAUAUGGAGACAUUAUUGAUCAUGCAAUUGUUUUCGAUGAUAAUGGAGAUCCAAUAAUAUUGGACCAAGAUGUGAAGUUUAUAGAAGACUUAAGUAUAAACGACAACAGUCAAUUGGUUCUAAUUUUAGGAUUGCAAGAUUUUAAUUAUACAGUAAAUACAAAAACUCAACGCGCUAAUGUAACAAAAUCUAUUGAGAUCUUAGAAGGAAUUACAAAAAAUUGCCAUGUUAUUCCUGUCAAUUUAGAAUGUUGGUUGGAACUAAAUGAAUUUGAAAAGAUUCCCUAUUUGAUACAAAAAAUUAAAGAAAAAAUUGAUCUUGAUAUAAAUAUGUCAGAGAUUGUAAUAUGAGAAUAAAACUUGUAAAUGAUCUUUA